Molecule: messenger RNA, 1565 nt
Organism: Homo sapiens (human)
Lineage: Eukaryota; Metazoa; Chordata; Mammalia; Primates; Hominidae
Gene: ENKD1
Product: enkurin domain containing 1
Exons: 7
Coding region: 309-1349 (346 amino acids)
Biological process (GO): non-motile cilium assembly; motile cilium assembly
Cellular component (GO): axoneme; 9+0 non-motile cilium; ciliary base
Source: RefSeq, marked validated
GCCCGGCAACAACAAGUCCCGUCGGGUGGCAGCGGCUGGCGGCAAAACCUCUCGAGUGAGCCCCUGCCCGAGUGCCGCGGGGGAGAGGCCGCGAGCGGGACCGAGAAGUGGGCUGGGAGCAGAGGUCGCGGAGGUGGCGAGCGAGGCCGGGGCCCAGGCGGGGACCGGCAGGGGCCCGGGAGUGGCGGGCACGCCAGGGUCAGGGUGCCGGGCGAGGGAGGGGGCCCGGGGUUGGGGAAGGGGGCCCGGGGAGGGAGGUAAACAGCCCUGCAGGCCUCGGGGCACCGUUGCUGGGCGGCGCCGGCGGCAUGUGCGAGGGCCCGUCCCGCAUCUCGGGGCCCAUCCCCCCAGACCCGACGCUCUGUCCUGACAACUACAGGCGGCCGACCUCGGCUCAAGGGCGCCUCGAGGGAAACGCGCUGAAGCUGGACUUGCUGACUUCCGACCGGGCCCUGGACACCACCGCUCCCCGUGGCCCCUGCAUCGGUCCCGGUGCCGGAGAGAUCCUGGAGCGCGGCCAGCGCGGCGUCGGGGACGUGCUGUUGCAACUCGAGGGGAUCUCCCUAGGUCCUGGGGCCUCUCUCAAGAGGAAGGACCCUAAGGACCAUGAGAAGGAGAACCUGAGGCGGAUCAGGGAGAUUCAGAAGCGCUUCAGAGAACAGGAGCGCAGCCGGGAGCAGGGCCAGCCCAGGCCCCUGAAAGCUCUGUGGCGCUCACCCAAGUACGACAAGGUGGAGUCCCGGGUCAAGGCCCAGCUCCAGGAGCCUGGCCCUGCCUCUGGGACAGAGUCUGCCCACUUCCUGCGGGCGCACUCCCGCUGCGGCCCUGGCCUCCCACCACCCCAUGUAUCUAGUCCCCAGCCAACCCCACCAGGUCCCGAAGCUAAGGAGCCAGGCCUGGGGGUGGACUUCAUUCGUCACAAUGCACGAGCUGCCAAGAGAGCCCCCCGGAGGCAUUCCUGCUCACUGCAGGUCCUGGCACAAGUGCUAGAGCAGCAGCGGCAGGCCCAGGAGCACUACAAUGCCACGCAGAAGGGCCAUGUGCCACAUUACUUGUUGGAGCGCAGGGACCUGUGGCGGCGGGAGGCCGAGGCCCGCAAGCAGAGCCAGCCGGACCCUGCCAUGCCCCCAGGCCACACGCGCAUGCCUGAGAACCAGCGGCUGGAAACACUGACCAAGCUGCUCCAGAGCCAGAGCCAGCUGCUGCGUGAGCUGGUACUGCUGCCUGCUGGGGCAGACUCACUGAGAGCCCAGAGCCACCGUGCUGAGCUGGACCGGAAGCUGGUGCAGGUAGAGGAGGCCAUCAAGAUCUUUUCUCGGCCCAAAGUCUUCGUGAAGAUGGACGACUGAGCCCCUUUGGGGGACAGUGGCAAGGAGCUCCAUGCUGAGGAUCGCCACAUGGCUGCAAAGGACAGGGUUGGACCCAAUCCCAGAGCAGAGGUCUGAAGACAGGAGCAGGGGGGUGGCCAGUGUCCCUAGAGCACUCUUCCCAGUCACCAGUGGCUGCAGAAGGGCCACCCUAGCCUUUUAACUGCUUUGUCAAAAUUAAACAUUUUGUACACAGGA